This is a messenger RNA of Orbicella faveolata, 1160 nucleotides long. RefSeq lists its product as uncharacterized. Gene Ontology annotation, cellular component: nucleus. The record is from RefSeq and is a predicted model, not a curated record. NCBI's taxonomy places the organism in Eukaryota, Metazoa, Cnidaria, Anthozoa, Scleractinia, Merulinidae. Gene Ontology annotation, molecular function: DNA-binding transcription factor activity, RNA polymerase II-specific; sequence-specific DNA binding. Gene Ontology annotation, biological process: regulation of transcription by RNA polymerase II; cell differentiation.
AUCUAUAUCAAACAGCGGUGGAAAGUCAGAUUUGUAAUUUAGACCUCUUCAAGAAAAAAAGUUUGCAGUCGUCCGAGCUCAAACAUGGUUGUUUCAACGAUGGAGCAAGAGAUGCAUGCGGAGUACACCACGAGAUUGAUUAAGGAGGACUUCAGCCAGCCACCCGUCACUGAAGGCCUGACUGCAGUUGGCAAAGAACCACGUUACAAAAACAUAGUUCACUUGUGGGAAUUUCUGUUGGAGCUUCUGGCCCAAGAAAGCUGCAAAACAAUCAUCGCUUGGAGUCGGAAGGAAUACAGAGAAUUUAAAUUGAAAAACCCUGAACAAGUAGCCCUGAGAUGGGGAAGAUUGAAAGGGAAAAAAGGAAUGAACUACGAUAAACUGAGCCGAGCGUUAAGAUAUUACUACCAGCAAGGAAUAAUCAAAAAGGUUCCAGGGCAAAGAUUGGUGUACAAGUUUCACAAACUUCCCUACAAAUACGAACCAGGCGUUACAAGGUCGCUGAGUUACACAAAGCAAAAUACCUGUGUCAUCACCGAACAAGAUCGAAAACAAGAUCAAAAACCAGUUACGACUCCACCUCUACAUACAACAACUGGCUUUUCACCUCUCCCUUCGAAGGUUAUUCCCACCAGUGCCCCUGUAAGAAAAGAUUGGUGCUGGCCAGUAGUGCCUAUGCCUACACGUCCUUUCUUAUGGUAUCCAGGUUCUUCGUCUUUCAAGCCACCAAUCUACAGCACCGGGAGUAGAAUCAUGUUUCCAUUUGUCGAUAUGUUUAUGUCACUCCCUCUUGGUUUAAAACCAUUUGAGCCUGUAUCUCCUGUUUACGAAGCAUUUCCACUUCCCAAUACGUCAGUCCCUGUUUCCGUAAUUCAGCGAACGGUAUGAAAACUCCAACUGAAGAAAUUUUUUUGUAUAUUUUUAGCUGAUAAAACAGAUUGAUGGUACAAAAUCUGAAACGCAUUUUCCUAGAGGAACCAGCAAACUGUAUAAAACCCUAUCUGUAUCAGAUAUGUCUUUACUUUUUUUUGCUGAAAAAAACAUGUAAUGCAAAACCUGAAACAAGAUCAAGAGGAACACUCGUUUGCUCGCAAAGAAAUGUUAUGUAAAUAGCUUCAUAAUCUUUUACAAUGUAAAUAAAAGUAAGUUUUUGUUACAAA